GAAUGGCGAUGACUUGCAAAAUUUUAGGCCUUUCUUUCUUUCAUGCCUCCCCAUCCAUAGUACUCGACUCGACAACUCCACCAUUUUAACUUUGGCUUGUACAGUUGUACAAUUCCAUUCUAAAAUCCUAACCAUAUCCUGUCACCAAAUGCUGGCUGACUCUUUUAAAAUUGGUUAAUUUAUCAGAUAACGGGACACUUUUUAAUUAGUUGGAGUGUGUUGGUUGAGUCCAUUCAAAAUAAGGGAAUUUUUCAAUUACAUUCAUGUCAUACAGUGACCACUUAGGAUUGGGAAGAGUUAGAGAUUCACGACAAAUGCAAAGGGAUCGUAUAAACAUGCAACAAGGCAUGCUUAGCCCCCUUGGGCCCCCGAUUCCUGGCAUGGAAUUCUUGAACGAUGACGAACUGGUCAGUAUAUCGGUACGAGAUCUGAAUCGGACUUUGAAAAUGAGGGGAUUGUCGAGAGACGAAAUCAUUAGAAUGAAGCAGAGACGAAGAACGUUGAAAAAUCGAGGAUAUGCUGCAAGUUGUCGAGUCAAAAGAAUUGAACAACGCGACGUUCUUGACACUGACAAAAAUCUCGAGUCAGGGGACAUAGAAGCCAUCAAAUCGGACAAUCAAGCCAUUAGAAAUGAUAUCAAUGAGUUGCAGUCCAAAUUGGAGGCACUGAGGAAAUUCGCCGCUCAAAAGAAGAUCCCACUUCCGUUUGACUUUUAGUUUGAUAAAAUGUUUCGAUUAUAUUAGUCUUAUAUUUAUUAUACAGGCAUUUAUUGUACGUAUAAAAUGUGAUAGUAGAUAAUUGUCUUUAUGUAUCAGUUUUUGCCAACAACUGUCGUACAAACUCUCUUGAUAUCCCAUCUGCAAAUCGUAGUGGCUCUGGAACUCGAUAUUUGCAGCAAGCCAGCACGGUUUUUCUCGAACUUUCUAAACAGAUUUUAUGUCCGAUUGAAACAUAAAUUGGAUUUUUUGCCUCUUCUGCCGAUUUCAAAGCCUACAAACAUAUACGAUUCUUACCGUAAUUACUUAUAGUUAUAACGUUGUGAAAUAAAAUGUGUUUAUAAAAUUGAACUCACUAA
Folsomia candida is the source of this 1075-nucleotide messenger RNA. It is a transcript of the gene maf-S, whose product is annotated as transcription factor MafG. Gene Ontology annotation, biological process: regulation of transcription by RNA polymerase II. The record is from RefSeq and is a predicted model, not a curated record. The coding region runs from base 264 to 716 and encodes 150 amino acids. Gene Ontology annotation, cellular component: nucleus. The transcript is spliced from 3 exons. NCBI's taxonomy places the organism in Eukaryota, Metazoa, Arthropoda, Collembola, Entomobryomorpha, Isotomidae. Gene Ontology annotation, molecular function: DNA-binding transcription factor activity, RNA polymerase II-specific; RNA polymerase II cis-regulatory region sequence-specific DNA binding.